Chilo suppressalis (striped riceborer) is the source of this 1991-nucleotide messenger RNA. Lineage: Eukaryota; Metazoa; Arthropoda; Insecta; Lepidoptera; Crambidae. The record is from the annotation of a GenBank genome assembly.
GAACUUUUUGCUUAUUUAUCUUCACUGUCACCCAUUUUGUCAUAAUAAAUGUCAGAACUAAACAAAGUUUUUGAAUUCAUGAUUUUAUUAUUAAUGGAUUACUGAGAAUGAGUUCAAAAAAAAUCAAUAUAACAACCAAAAAUAAGUCGAAGUCUAAUCUGAACAAAGACGACAAAAUGUUUGAUCUGGCUGCUAAAAUCGAUGAAACCGACGAAAUGAAGCUGAAGAUGCUUGCAGCGCUUGAAAAACCGGAUUCUGAGGAUGUGUUAUAUCCCCCAGAGUUGAAUGCUCAUCUUAUCGAACAACUGAAGACAAUGACUUGCGAAAACAAUCAGCUACGCAAAACCAUUUUCACAAAGGACCAAGAGAUAAAAGAACUCAAUGGAACAGUAUCGGAACUUAAUCAACGAAUCAGAGAUAUAAUAUCUGGCACGGGUCCGGCUAUAUCUUCGAAGUCCGCUGGUAUUAUAAGUGCGAAAAUAACAGAACUAUGCAAACAGAAUCGACAUUUAGUUGCUGAGAUAGAAAGUUAUAAAACAAAAAAUGCCGCACUAGAAAGAAAAAUAAUGCAACUAGAUUUAAUUAAUAAAGAACAUGAACAACUAGAUCUCUGUUUGUGUAAAAAUGAUCCACCUGAUAAUAAUUUCGAUGAAUUGAAAGAGUUGAAUAGCAAACUAAAUGCAGUAAAUAAAAAACUUUAUGAGAGCAAAAAUAGAAAUUUGGAGUUGAAAAAUGAUAUUCUUAUUGCCACAAAGAUUUUGCAACAAGAACUAGGUGACAAAUUCACGAGUAUUAAAGAGUUGCAAAAUGAUUUGGCUGGAUGGAAAGGAAGGGCUCAACAAAUAAUUCUUUUGCAAGGAAGAAUAAGUGAGCUUGAAGGGAAAUUAAAUGGAAAGCAUAAAGAUAUAUUAGAAGCAAAGAAAAAAGACCAGACCCAGAUUAUUCGAGAUAUAGAAAUGAAACGCAAGAAAGAAAUGGAACAGGCAAUGAAAGAACUGGAAAACUUAAAAGAAACUAACCAAGAAUUAAAGAAAAAAUUAGAUGGUGCUAAAUGUAGGAUCAGAAAUUUAGAAUGCGACGCAACGACGAUCAGGCAAAAGAUGCAAACAUUUGUAGAAAAAAGUAAUCACGAUGACUUGCUCAUUAACGAACAACGGAACCAAAUAAAAAGUCUUGAACUAUACUAUCAAGAAAUUCUCAAAGAAAAUACAGCCAAAAUGAACAAAAUGAAUGGUGAAAUAGCAGAAUAUCAAAAACUGAUAAAAAAUACUGAUGCCAAAAUUGACGCUCUUCGAAAACAGUCAACUGAAAAAGCAUCCAAAAUCGACGAGUUAAGGGCUCAGUUACUUAGGUACGAAGAAUGCUCGCUGCAAAGCGUAUUCUUCACACCUAUGAAGACGGCAACCGAUAAUGAAAUCAAAAAGCUUUCGGAACUAGUGGUAACUCUGAACGAAAGGUUGGACGCUGAGCGACACAAAUGGGAGGAGCUGGAAAUCACUCAUCGAAAACUUCGAGAAAAAAAGAAGCGGCUCGAAAGAAAAAUCGUAGCCCUCGAAGAGGAAAUAAAAACUUUAAGAGAUUUCAAAAGAGGUUCCAGAGUUUCGAAAACGUCUGUUAGAGAUACUCAAUAUGAUUUUGGAAUGGGAACUACAUCGAUAUCUAAAAAACAGUCUUCUAUAGCUGCGGUUGCUGAAAAACCUAGUGAAUCUUCUUCCGAAUCACAGCCUCUGGAUUACGAUGCUCUUGACAAGGAAGAUUUAAAGUACAAGCUUGAAUUAUGCGAAGAAAAGCUAAAAAUAAUGGAAGAUAAACUAAAAAUGAUUGAAGAAGAAAAACAAGAAGAUUACAAUCACUUAACUGACAUGAUUCAAACUUCCAAGCAGCUAUUCAACGAAGCUCUCGCUGUGUUACAAAGGGAAAAAUGUUUAUGUUCAUAAAUGAUGUUACUACGGCUCAUAGGUUUUUCUAAAUUAAUAAAAUGUAUUUAGUUA